AUGACCCGGAGUCACAGUGUUCAACUUGCUUCAGAAAAAGAAAAAGAAAACGGAAACGGAAAAUACACGGUUGCAGAGACAGAUACACACUCCGCCAGAUGCAUUCUACCGCUCCCAGACGAUGUCGCUGCCCAGGUCAAGUCGUCGACAGCCAUAGUCUCGGUAAGCCAUGUCGUCCUGGAACUGCUCAAGAACGCCCUCGACGCCAAAGCUACCAGAAUUGAAGCCGCAGUCGACUUUGCACGAGGCGGAUGUACAGUGGAAGACGAUGGAGUUGGAAUACCGCCAAUCGAAUUCCGUCACCAGGGAGGUCUGGACACGUCCAAAUACGCCGCUCAGGAAGCACAACUCGGCCGCAAUGGCACCUUCCUCGCCUCCCUGGCUGCCAUGUCCCUCUUGACCAUCACCUCACAUCACAAAGAGUACCUUUCGCACAAUUCCAUAACAUUUCACCACUCCAAACCUGUCGAGCGACAGCUGCCAGCCCCUGCCAACAAACAGGUACACAGCAAGCAUGGCACACGAGUGACUGUGCGCAACCUGUUUGGAAACCUGCCUGUCCGUGUAAAGCAACGGUCAGCAGCGUUGGAUCAAAAAGCCGAACAAGACCGACUCUGGGACGCGUUGAAGCGAGACAUCGUGGCACUAUUUCUGAGCUGGCAGGGUUCCGUUUCGGUAAAGAUUCGCAAUGGCGAUGGCAGAGCAAUUAUCAACCUCAACACGUCCAAUUCGCCCAAGCCUACAGGUGACAAGUGUGACCACAACAGUAGGCAACCUCCUGUACGCCUUACUCCUAUGCUCAACGUCUUGACACAGGCCGACUGCAUCGCAGUAGACGAAUGGCCAAGUUGGAUACCAGUGUCAGCAUCCACAUCAGCCCUGUCUGUCAAAGGUGCCAUAUCUCUCGUACCAGCACCCAGCAAGCAUGUCCAGUUCUUGUCGCUGGGUAUACAACCUAUACUGGCAGAGCACGGAAAUAACGAGGUUUUUCACGAAAUCAACCGACUGUUCUCGCUAUCUAGCUUUGGCGUCAAUCAAGACGACGGGGAAAUGGACGAGCUCGAGAAGACACGUCGGCGAACGGACCAGAGGUUCAAGAGCGAUGGGUACACAAAUCGCCAAUUGCAGUCUCGAAAAGGUGUCGACAGACAUCCCAUGUUUCAUUUGCGCAUUACUAUGAAGCAAGUCUCCCCGGAUUCCGCUGCAGAUCAGCUUGGUGACGAAAGCACAUUACAAGAUGUAUUAGAGGUUCUGGAAGCCAUGAUCACACACUGGCUUUCAGCACAUCACUUUUGCCCACAGCAGCGUCGAAAAAAGCGUGGCAGGUCUGAUACCACAUCUUCAACACUCGAUAGUUCCAGAGAGAACGGUACUCCAACUACGGGACCGCUGUCAGUAUUGCUACAGCCGCGCAUAGAUCGGUCUCAUACUAGUUCCAAGUCUCGCAAGAAGACUCAAUCUAAACGCCCCCGUUCGCAUGUCAUAUCAGAUAAAACUGACAGUCAAGUCUUCGCCGACUGGUCUCGCAUCAAGAGUGGAAAUUCCGACUUCCAUAAAAAGGUGCCUCAAUUGGCCAGAUUAAAGACACCGUCUGCUUCCUCAAAGCUUGCAGCUGGUCCAGAGACACCACAAAGCAGUUUCACGGCUGCUCAGAGGUUUGCGAACUUGGAUGUUGAGCAUGUCCAGCAAGGCGCUCUCAGUAUGCAAGGAGCACAUUCUGCUUCUGAAAACACGACUUCAGAAGUCCAGACGCUGCAGAAUGCGAAAGAUGAUACGAUACUAUGGACUGAUCCGGUGACUAAGAAGACGUGCUUACUAAACGCUCGUACGGGCUGUGUAGUAUCAGACCUGCCGUCACAGCCAAACACUACUCCCGCCUCCAAAGACCUUGUCCUAUCUCAAAAGACCAUGAACAAAUCGCUGCGACUUCCACAAAGGCCUCCAACAGCGGCAAUCGCAGAAACUGCAUGGCUGACAAAUAUAUUGCAAAAUUGGGAGAAUCCAGUUUUUAACGUCAGCGAGAGGCGUAUCCAGCAAGUCGACCUGCACGAGCCAGGACUCGAACACAGUGGCUACAGCCAUUCCAGGCACAGGUGCUCGCGCAUUGAUAUUGACAAGGCUUUCAGCCAAGUCGCCGCGGAUACAAAGUCUGGCAAGCUGUCCAGGUAUGGUCUGCAGCAUGCACAAGUUAUCUCCCAGGUUGACAAGAAAUUCAUUCUUGUAAAGAUGAAGUCUUCACCCGCCGCAGUAGCUCCAAAUACACAGGCUACAGAACUACUGGUCCUCAUUGACCAACACGCCGCAGACGAACGCAUCCAAGUCGAAGACCUCUUGCGUGGACUUUGCACCCCAGCCAACAACCAGACCCCUUCGGCCGGCUACCAAUCCAAACUCGGCCACAAAUCUCACGUCACAUGCACACACCUCGAGAAGCCAGUGCAAUACACAAUCUCCCAGAUGGAACGCACGUAUUUCACCACGUACGCCUCACGCUUCGCAACUUGGGGCAUCCUCUUCGACUUGCCCGACAACACAGCACCGAGUGCCUCUUUGCCCAACAAGGCCAAACUCCCGUGUCUACUCUCCGUCACCACGCUGCCCCCCGCCAUCGCCGAACGAUGUAAAUCCGACCCAAAGCUGCUCAUCACGCUUCUCCGCUCAACAGUGUGGAAGUACGUCGAGGAUGGACAUGUCCCUGACUUGACUCCGAUGCCCUCUUCCUCCUCUUCCUCCUCUACCAUGGACCCCAAGACACAAUGGCCCCGCCAUCUAUCAACCUGUCCCCCCGGCCUCAUCGACAUGCUCAAUUCGCGCGCCUGCCGGUCUGCCAUUAUGUUCAACGAUGAAUUGAGCGUGUGCGCAUGGUCGGCCGAGUAUGGUGCCGCUGGUUGA
Molecule: messenger RNA, 2892 nt
Organism: Plenodomus lingam JN3
Lineage: Eukaryota; Fungi; Ascomycota; Dothideomycetes; Pleosporales; Leptosphaeriaceae
Source: RefSeq, a predicted model, not a curated record